This is a messenger RNA of Pezoporus occidentalis (night parrot), 1497 nucleotides long. RefSeq names its product MHC class II transactivator-like. The transcript has 7 exons. Lineage: Eukaryota; Metazoa; Chordata; Aves; Psittaciformes; Psittacidae. Gene Ontology annotation, biological process: positive regulation of transcription by RNA polymerase II; positive regulation of MHC class II biosynthetic process; positive regulation of MHC class I biosynthetic process. Bases 567 to 968 code for a protein of 133 amino acids. The record is from RefSeq and is a predicted model, not a curated record.
AAUGCUUGUGAAUGAACUUUAUUUUCUGAAGGUUGUUUGUCAUACACUGGCAGGGUAAGUGAUGAUUGGAUGAAUAAACAUUGUCAGAUGCUGCUACAAGCAAACCCUGAACACCAUGUGUAAGCCAGGCAAGAUUUAUGAGCUUCUGUUUCAUAGAACAUCCCACUUGUCAUUUGGACCAAUGGUAAGAAACGCUUGCUCAAGACUCCAAACUGAUUUUGGAUUAGUAGUCUGUGAACUUGUGAAAGAAAUACUUUCACUUCUGUUUCAACAAAUGGAGCUGCAAGUGACUGGUCUGGCUCAUUUCCUCCUUUCUGCUGUCACUUUCUGUAAGCCCCGGGCAGUGCUAGCAGCUCUCCUUGUAUUUUGGUAGUGAAUCCAGAGUAAAAGAAGAGGAACUAUCCUGUUUUCUGAGUACCUGCUGGAUUUCCGCUUGCAUCAUUUAUAUCCUGAUAAAGAUACAGGACUCGUGACUUAUUCAGUACUUGGCACUUUUGGUCUGGGUGGUCAGACUGCAGUAUCCCACCCCCUGACUGGACUAAAAGAUAGGUAACAGGAGACAAAUCAUGGAUUCAACAUUUCUGUCUGAAAAUGGCUAUCUUGAUUUGCUGCACAGUGAUAUCGAUCCACUGCAUUUGUAUACUCAACUUGAUCCUAAGUUAUCUGGAAAUGAAGAAGGUGACUUCUCUGCAGAUUCUGAAGUUGAUGCCAGCAACUAUGAUCAGUUCAAUAUUGAUUUCUUGUAUACAAUGGAAAACAGUGAAAAUGGGGAUGAAUUGGAUCUCUGUUCCACCAAAGAAGAUUAUGCUAGAAUAGCUGGAUUAGCAGAAUAUGUGCUCCAAGAUCAUCAGGAGAUGAAGGUGGAAGACACUUUUGCAGGGAACCUUAUUUUGGAUGAAAUAGCAGCUGAAAACACUGAGAUGCUUCCUGACAUAAAUGUGCAGAAAUGUCACAAACGAAGUAAGUGAAAAAGAGUGAGAGUUUGAAAGGCUGCAGAAUUUGAAUCCUAAAUUUGCAUUUCGACACUUUGGUUUUAACCCAUCCUCAAUGCAUCUCUCAUGUAGUUCUUCACUGAUACAACCAGACGUGCUUCCUAUGAUUUUGCUUACCCUCUGUGGGCUGGAAGUAAAAACAACUCCCACAAGCACAUUCUUUACAAUUUGCAGAAUUUGUUGUCCUGUAACAUGACAUUAAGUAUGUUGUAUUUCUUCCCUUCAUCUGUGUGACAGUGUUAACUUUGUUUUCAGUGACUCUAUUGCUUAGCAAGCAUUAGCUGAACAAUUCCCUCUUCAAUAUCAACAGCAGCAGCAAAAAAUCUUUGAUUACUGGCACAAAAAUCUGUAGCUUAAUUGAAACUUCACAGUCAGAGUGAAAUAUGAGGCUUCUCACAUUCAUAUUUUAUAUAUUGGCCCCAAACAAUUCUGAAAUAGCUGAAUUGAAACUGAUAACAUCUCAUUCUGCUUUAAAAGGUUAAAAUAAAUUUCCAUGGUGGAAACG